UUUACGAAUUUGCGCCCAAAGAGGGCACGAGAAAUGGUUAGGCUCAUUAAUUCCAAUAUUGUGCUUAUUAAACAUAAUCUUAAGAAUAGAUUACAACAUGUCGAAACGACCUCGACGCGUUGCAUCCACAAAAAAGGUAGUAAUUGAAACCUCCGACUCAGAUGAGGAACUGAACCUUACGGAAGACGACGAUUAUAGGCCGCAGGAGACCAAGAGUCACAGGAUAGAUCGCGCUGCAAGCGUGCAGACAGUCGUGACCAAACGCCAGCGGCUUCCAACAUCUAAAAAAUCAGCUGCUGAGGGACCAGCUCGCAAGAAAAAGCGGGGCGACAAAGAAAAGGAGGACGAGAAUGCUUGUCCCAAUGAGAACAAUCCGGAAUCGGUAGUCCAGGACACACCUUCAACUACAAACCAACGUAAUGGAGCCGAAGGCACUGAACACAAUUCAGAAGCUCCGGCUCCCAAGAGAAAACGCGCCAGAAAAGAUAAAGAAGACUUAAAAGCGGCUGCCAAUGAGACUAAUCCUGAGAAGGAGGAGGUUGUGCCCGCAACAGCAAUGACACAACCAAACGAUGAUGUAGCCAGCUCCCCCCACAACAAGUCUUCCACUGGACGCAGUUCCUUCUGGGAGCGACGAAAGGUGUGGGACAUCCACGAGCUCCUGGCCGAAACUGAGAACAUACAACCGCAGGCAGCCCGAAAUAUUGUAAAGCUCUUCAUGGAUGAAAACACCAUACCUUUUAUUUGCAGGUACCGUCGAGAUCUGGUGGAUCACAUCGCUCCAGAUCGCCUUAGAGAUAUUCGGAAUACGUAUACAGAGAUCGUCGAUCUGCGGAAAAGGGCUGAGAAUAUUAUCGGUAAAUUGCAGCGCGAAAACAUCAUGAAUGCGGAAAUUAGAGAGGAGCUAAUGUGCGCCAAGACCAACGAGGAACUGGAGUUCCUUUAUGCCCCCUAUAAACCGGCCAGUAAGGGCACUUUGGCUGAACGCGCCAAAGCUUUAGGCUUGGAGGUGUACGCCGAUUGUUUGCUGUACGGCUCAGCACCUAAGGUCAACCUUUCUGAAAUUGUGGACCGCCGAAACGAGGCUUUGGCUACGGAGGCAAUUGUGAUGACUGGAAUCUGUCAAAUUAUUAUUCACAACAUCAGCAAAAACACAAAUGUUUUGGAGGAAAUACGCAGACUGCAAAACGUGCACCGGGUAUUCCUCAAGUGCAGCAAGACCAAGGAGGCGAAAUCGUCUGCAUCUAGUUCUUCUUCUAGUAAAGCAAGCUCCAGUAAAGGAUCCAACCGAAGUGCAGACAAGAAAUUGGACAGUUCAAAGUUUGAGAAUUAUUUCAACUUCCAGGGUGAUGUUAGAACUAUAAAACCUUAUCAAAUGUUAGCCAUCAAUCGCGGGGAGAAGCACAAAUUGCUUUCUGUCAAGUUAGAAACGAACGAUUACCUUAAAAGAGAUCUUAUGCGCUAUAUAACCGAUCAGUACAUGAACCAAGGCUUGCAAUAUCCUUUAAGAAGGGAGGUGUUCACAAAAUCCUUAGAGGAGUGCUACGCAAAGAAGUUGCAGCCUUUGAUGUGCAGGCAGAUUCGAGCCGAUCUAAAAGAAAAAGCCACAAAGGCAGCUAUUGAUGUGUUUGCAAAGAACCUGAAGCAACUACUGUUGAUGUCUCCCUUGAAAGGCGAACGCAUUUUGGGCAUAGAUCCCGGUUUUACAAAUGGGUGCAAGCUGGCGCUUAUAUCCGAGACUGCUGAUGUGCUGGACACGGGUGUUAUUUACCCUCAUGGUGCCAUGUCAAACAAGCGGGCUGCUGAACAGAAAUUGGUUCAGCUUCUUUCAGAUCACAACUGUAAAAUUAUUGCCCUCGGCAAUGGUACUGCCUGUCGCGAAACUGAGCACUGGCUAACUGGUAUGUUUCACGCCGGCGUUCUGGACAGCAGGAUCAUUCGCUACAGCAUCGUUAACGAGAAUGGAGCAUCUAUUUACUCCUGCAGCGAUGUGGCCGCCAAGGAGUUUCCCAAAAUGGAUACAAACGAAAGGAGUGCAGUGUCCAUAGCGCGUCGUUUGAACGAUCCGUUGAGUGAAUAUGUUAAGAUAGAGCCCCGUCACCUGGGAGUUGGUAUGUACCAGCACGAUGUUUCUGAGAAGAUUUUGACCGCAUCGUUGAAUGACGUUGUGUCCGAGUGUGUCAGUUAUGUUGGCGUUGACAUCAACACAGCCAGUCUAAGUGUACUCAAGCACAUUGCUGGCCUGUCGGAAAAGAAAGCGGAGAAGAUCAUUGAACAUCGUACGCAGAAAGGACCAUUCAAGACACGGAAGGAUCUGCUCUCCGUGCGAAGCAUAGGUGAGAAGUCGUUUGUCCAGUGCGCCGGCUUUGUGCGCAUCGAACCCCUAAGCGUUGGAGGAAAACUAAAGAAUCCCUUAGAUUGCACUUGGGUGCAUCCUGAGAGCUACAACGUUGUGGAAAGUAUCGUCGGAGAAUGUGACUUAAAGCUGACGGAUGUGGGCAAGGCUAGCUUUAUAGCUAGCAUCAAGCAGUUUGCCUCGUCUCAGCCGAAUCUCGAUCGCAUUGCCAAGCAGCACAAGCUGCCCAUGGAGCGGUUGGAGUUCCUGCUGGUUGCCCUGCAGCGCGAAUUGCUUCAGGAUUAUCGAGCUGAUCUUGACAAGAGGCCACUCUUCAAACAAGGUUUAACUAGGCUGGAUGAUCUCUGCACGGGCGAGGUGGUCACUGGUGCCGUGACCAACGUAACCCAGUUUGGCGCCUUCGUGGACGUCGGAGUGGAGCGCGAUGGCCUCAUACACAACAGCAACAUGAAUAACUCGCAGUUGGGCGUUGGCGAUCGCAUUGUGGCAUCGGUGGUAAGGGUGAAUCUGCAGCGACGCCAGUUGGAAUUACGUUUGGAAAAUAUGCUGCUGGAGACUGAUACCUCGUUUAAGUUCAAGGCGGAGGAUUAGACAAACUGCAGGGAUUUAAUGCUUUC
Messenger RNA from Drosophila mauritiana, 2973 nucleotides. RefSeq lists its product as uncharacterized. The record is from RefSeq and is a predicted model, not a curated record. NCBI's taxonomy places the organism in Eukaryota, Metazoa, Arthropoda, Insecta, Diptera, Drosophilidae. The coding region runs from base 98 to 2947 and encodes 949 amino acids. Gene Ontology annotation, molecular function: mRNA binding; structural constituent of ribosome. The transcript has 11 exons. Gene Ontology annotation, biological process: translation; nucleobase-containing compound metabolic process.